UCUCCCGCCCUGCCGCUUCCGGGCGGAUCUCCAUAGCAACCGAGGCCUAGCUGGUGGACGCCGCUCGAUUGGAGCCUCGUCGCCGGAGUCAUGGCAGAGGUAGAAGAAACGCUGAAAAGGAUUCAGGGCCACAAAGGAGUUAUUGGAACUAUUGUCGUAAAUGCAGAAGGGAUCCCAAUCCGAACAACGCUCGACAACUCCACCACCGUUCAGUAUGCUGGCCUUCUUCAUCAACUCACCAUGAAAGCCAAGAGCACAGUCAGAGACAUUGAUCCCCAGAACGAUCUCACCUUUCUCAGGAUUAGAUCAAAGAAACAUGAAAUUAUGGUUGCCCCAGAUAAGGAGUACCUUCUCAUUGUUAUCCAAAAUCCAUGUGAAUAGAUCUACUACUCCAGUCUAAGUGAGCUGUGCUACAAUUUUGGAAGUGUCCAGUCUAACCUAUGCUAAAUUAAUGUCAUAACAUUCCACUAAGAAAUUUGUCUUAAAUUUAAAUCUGUGGAAUCAGGAAAGGUCUUUGUGUCAUUGUACAAUCUCAUUGUAUUUGCCUUUUGAUUAUGAAAGUGUAUUCCUAACUCCUUAAACAAAUAAUAAACCCAAAUGUUUAAAGCAUG
Messenger RNA from Thamnophis elegans (Western terrestrial garter snake), 611 nucleotides. It is a transcript of the gene DYNLRB2, whose product is annotated as dynein light chain roadblock-type 2. The record is from RefSeq and is a predicted model, not a curated record. NCBI's taxonomy places the organism in Eukaryota, Metazoa, Chordata, Lepidosauria, Squamata, Natricidae. Gene Ontology annotation, biological process: microtubule-based movement. Gene Ontology annotation, cellular component: cytoplasmic dynein complex; cytoplasm; centrosome. The transcript has 4 exons. Bases 91 to 381 code for a protein of 96 amino acids. Gene Ontology annotation, molecular function: dynein intermediate chain binding.